This is a messenger RNA of Seminavis robusta, 1419 nucleotides long. NCBI's taxonomy places the organism in Eukaryota, Bacillariophyta, Bacillariophyceae, Naviculales, Naviculaceae. The record is from the annotation of a GenBank genome assembly.
AUGACAUCUACCAAACCUCCCCCCAGGGGCAGGCGAGCAAGUACAAAGGUGAAGACUGCAGCAUCCGCGGCUGCAAGUAAAGCCAACGGGAAGAAGAAGAAAACACGUCACCCGCCCCAAAACCUCAUUGGUGCAACUUUUGUCACCAUUCUUGGAGAGGAUGACAAGCCUGUCUUACAAGGAACACUCCAAGAAGCAGAGCAGAGGCAGUUGGUCCGUGUCAAGCUGUCAGAAGUUGAUGAUGCUGCCUUGCAAGGUUUGUUGAAUAAACUGGAUGUAGCUAACAAUUCAAGAAUCCCACGCGACCUGUACAAUAUGCUGGAGAAAAAACCAACAAAUUGUACAGUGAUCGAACCAGUGUCAAGCAUCAAUCUACUUGAUGACGAUGCUCCUCCAGCUCCUCCAGCUUCUGUGUCUGAAGUCGCCCCUGUUCCAGCUCCUCCAGCUUCUGUGUCUGAAGUUGCCUCUGUCACCCCUAAUGUCACCCCUACUCAAGCUUCUGCGUCUACAGAACAACGCAUUGCUAAGAUGCCCAGUGGACAAUUUAAGCGGCUGGCAAGAAAGUCCACGGGUGGGAAAGCACCCAGGAAAAUCCACUUCCAACAACCUUCCGAGCCUACCGAAAAUGAGCCUUCCGAGCCUACCGAAAAUGAGCCUACCGAAAAUGAGGCAGCCAAGCAGAUGACAUCCACCAAGGCAACAUCCACCAAGGCAACAUCCGCCAAAGCAACUGAAACAUCCGCCAAGGCAACUGAAACGGAGGCCAACCCCAACAAGGCUCCUCCUGGUAGUUGUGAGUGCUGCAACCAACCCAACAAGGCUCCUCCUGGUAGUGUGAGUGCUGCAACUGGUUCUGCCAAGGCAACUGAAACGGAGGCCAACCCCAACAAGGCUCCUCCUGGUAGUGUGAGUGCUGCAACUGGUUCUGCCAAGGCAACUGAAACGGAGGCCAACCCCAACAAGGCUCCUCCUGUAGUGCCCAAGGGUAUCCAUCGAAGCAUCCAUGAUUCUGAGGAACAAGACGAAGAGUGUGCGGUACGUAUCAAGGAAAAGCUUGUUCGUACUGGAAGGGAGCAUGUGUUUGACAAGAACCAUUUCCCAUCUCAUCUUUUGAGCGAUCCACUCUUGCCCUUGAAACGUGCAAUGACUGUUGCCAAUUUGGUCAAAAUGGGAUUUGGACCUCAGUUGGAGGAGAUCUACGAUCAGCACGGUAAAAACUAUGCUGAUGAAGCACACCUGGACAAUGGAGAUCCAACUCCAAACGUCAACCAAAGUGAAGACAUCAACUCUGGAGAAGAUAUCAACGCCCAAGCCCAUGUCAGGAAUAUCCAAGGUCUGGUACGUCCAAAGCCCAAAACUACUGCCAGGCGUGCCAUUGAGGAAAACGACGAGGACGAGAAGUUGAUCUGGAGAAGUUGA